GGGUGGUUGAAAGCAUAACAUAUGCAUUAGUGGGGAAUAAUCACGAUUACGGGGCUAAUUUUCCUGACCCGAGAGCGCCAGUGCCACUAGGAAGAACCAAUGAUAGCUGAGUAUUCAGCUGACUCGGACGCGGUAAUCUUCCCUUCCUAUUUUUUUGGGGGCCGCUUUUUCCAAUCGCGUGUUGCUUUCAGCCCAAAUUCCCAUCCCAUCUUGUCUGUCUGUCUGUUCCAUCCACACAACCAGCAAUUCACACAUCGAACGCAUCUCCCCAGAUUUUUUCCCUUUCCCUUUCCUAUUAUCGUCGAUAUUAGGGACUGGUACCCUCUCCUGCAGCACACAUCGUCUUCAGAGUUCCAGCUUACCCUUUUGUUGUUUUUUAUUUUUAUUUUUGUAAUCAUCCUUUUAUUCCCCAACCUUUUUUUUUGUCGCCCGCGCCCGCGCUUAGCACCAAGUCGCUGUACACACACAUAUCGCGCGACACCAGCAAACAGCGCCUUACCUCACUUGACAUUUACCAUUUACAUCCAUCCAGAGACGCACACACAACACAUACGUUCGUGUCUCUAGCCUCAACUAUCCGUAAUACCGGCAUAAUAGCAGUUUAAUAGCUAACCUCUUUAUCGGGUGAGCUACCGCGUGUCUUCAAGAGCUACUACGAUUUGCUGCUGAGUUGCUCGUUGUUUACGGAUAGUGGGUAGGCUGGAGAAGUUGGUGUUCGGCGUUCGCUGCCUGUGGUCGGUUUUCUCCUGCAUGCAAUACAUACAUACGCCUGUCUACACUACCUUGAACACUACCUACGCUACCUACGCUACCUA
This is a messenger RNA of Daldinia caldariorum, 815 nucleotides long. RefSeq lists its product as uncharacterized. The transcript has 2 exons. Lineage: Eukaryota; Fungi; Ascomycota; Sordariomycetes; Xylariales; Hypoxylaceae. Bases 100 to 567 code for a protein of 155 amino acids. The record is from RefSeq and is a predicted model, not a curated record.